AUGCUUAAUGGCAUUCGUAAAGGAUCACGAAAUACACCUGUUGCACUUCGGACUGUAUUCGGGUGGGUCAUCACUGGUUCUUCCGUAAGUGCGAAUAAUAUUCAUUCGAAAAGAAUUUUAUCACUGAACACUUCUCAGGACGAUAAAUUAUACGAAUUGUUAAAACGAUUCUGGGAACAAGAAGAGGUUAACAACCCUACUAUAAAAUCUUUAGAGGAUCAAGAAUGUGAGCGUCUAUUUACUGAAGGAUGUCGACGUCAUGCCUCUGGUCGUUAUAUUGUACGACUCCCUAUACGACCCAACUCACAAACUACACUCGGAGAAUCAUUGCCUAGAGCCAAACAUAUGCUAAAUGCCUUGCAUGAUAAAUGGAAGAGCGAUGCAGUAUUAAAAACUAAAUAUUCUCUAUUUAUGUCAGAGUAUCUAUCACGAGGACACAUGCGUCUUAUUUUACCUUUAGAUAACUUUGACGAUUCUAAAACUGUUUGUUAUAUUCCACACCACGCAGUUUGGCGCAUGUCAGAUAAUCCACUAAAAGUUAGAGUCGUCUUCAACGCUUCAGAUAAAACCUCUUCAGGGAUAAAGUUAAACCAAAUAUUCUACACAGGCCCAAAGAUGCAAAAUGAUCUCUCAACAGUCCUAAUGCGAUGGAGAUUUCACAAAAUAGUAUUUUCUGCGGACAUCGAAAUGAUGUACCGUCAGAUUUUAAUUGACGAAAGAGAUAUUGAUCUUCAACGCAUUGUUUGGCGAUCACCAGAUCAGGAUAAAGUUGACCACUUUCAACUUCUCACAUUAACUUAUGGUAUGUCUUGUGCACCAUACCUAGCUAUCCGAACAUUACAUCAACUAGCAGCAGAUAAAGGACACACCUAUCCAAAGGCAGCUCAGAUUAUUCGUAACAAUGUUUAUGUCGAUGACAUGUUCGCUGGAGAAUGCGAUGAAAACGCUGCUCGUCAACUUCGAGAUGAACUUAUUAACCUUUUAAAAUCAGCAGGAAUGCAUCUGAAAAAAUGGAUUUCUAAUCACCCAUCUCUUCUAAACGAUCUUCCAGAAGCUGAUCGACUUCGCCCAACCUGGUUAAAUUUCAAAACAGAAAAUCCUGUUAACGCUCUAGGAAUUGCAUGGGAUCCAAUUCAAGACCAAUUUUGCUUCAAGGCUCCAGUGAUUGAUCUCGAAUAUAUUCCCACAAAAAGAAAAGUUCUAGCAGCUAUUUCAAAACUAUUUGACCCAAACGGUUGGCUCAGUCCUAUCACUAUUAAAGGAAAAAUCCUUAUGCAGGAACUUUGGAAAAGCCAAGUUGACUGGGAUUCUCCUCUUUCAGAGACACUUGUAAGAAAGUGGUUAGCAUUACAUUCCAGUUUGUCUGAAAUCAAAAAUAUUCAUUUUGCACGAUGGAUAAACUACCAUCCUGGAGACAUUGCUGAAAUUCACGGAUUCGGAGACGCUAGCAAACUUGCUUUCGCCUCAGUUGUUUACAUUCGGAUAAAGUCAUCAAAUGGAAACUAUCAUACGCAUCUAUUAACAGCAAAGAGUCGUGUCGCACCUGUUAAAACUGUCACAAUCCCAAGGCUUGAACUCUGCGCUGCUUUACUAACAGUAAAAUUGAUAAACAAUCUAAUGAGUAUUUUGGAAAUUCCUGUCGUUAAAGCAUAUGCUUGGUCAGAUUCUAUUAAUACAUUGAGCUGGAUUAAAGCUGAUGAUCCAUCUCGAUGGCCAGUGUAUGUCGCCAACCGUGUUUCUGAGAUUCAGCAAAACUUUUCCAAAGAAUCUUGGAAAUAUGUUCCAGGGAAGGAUAACCCUGCUGACAUCGCGAGUCGUGGAACAGAUGCCCAUUCUCUAAUCGACUGCAACUUGUGGUGGCGAGGCCCUGACUGGUUGUCUAAAGAAACUUCUGCGUGGCCAACGUUUCCAAAUUUGAAAAGCGAAACUCUCGAAAAGUUGACAGAACCCUCAACAUCAAUUCAAAGUCUCUUUUUGCACCGAACUGACAAGAUCAUCAGUCGCUUUUCAUGUUUAACACGAUUAUUAAGAGUUAUAGCAAGAUGCCUAAGAUUUAAACUCCUUUUAAAGCCAAUGCCGUAUCGCAGUGAAUCUUUUCGCUUGCGACUACCACCUGAUGAAAUAAAGCGAGCAUUUCUCGCUUGUGUUUUCCUCAGUCAAAGCAAUAGUUUUAAAGAAGAAUUAGAAAUCAUACCAAAAAAAAAUCUUCCUCAUCACAAUCAACUUUAUCGAUUAAAUCCUUUCAUCGAUCAAAUGGGGAUAUUGAGAGUCGGUGGACGACUGGCAAAUUCUGCGUUGCCCUAUGAUCAACGUCAUCCUAUCAUCUUACAUGGAAAUAGUCCAUUAGCAGGGUUAAUAAUCGACCAGGCUCACCGAACAGCCUUACAUGGUGGAUUUCAAUUGACUUACUCGAACGCUAUCAAAAGAGCUUGGAUUAUUCGUGGCCGUGUGCGAGUUAAGGCUCAUAUUCGCAAAUGUGUCAUAUGUGUUCGACAUAAGGCUCAAAGAUCCGAACAGCUUAUGGGAAAUCUCCCUUCUGAAAGAGUAACUGUUAGUCAUCCCUUUGAGAAAACCGGCGUCGACUAUGCAGGACCUUUCUCUAUAAAAUGA
This is a messenger RNA of Leptopilina heterotoma, 2610 nucleotides long. RefSeq lists its product as uncharacterized. Bases 1 to 2610 code for a protein of 869 amino acids. The transcript has a single exon. NCBI's taxonomy places the organism in Eukaryota, Metazoa, Arthropoda, Insecta, Hymenoptera, Figitidae. The record is from RefSeq and is a predicted model, not a curated record.